AGUGACAGUUGUUUCCACACAGUCACAUGGGGUUUAUUUUGAAAGGUGAACUUCUUCAGAGACAAGGGACAUUAGUUACACAGAGCCUGUGUCUGUAUAUCUCUCUGGUUAUUCAAAUUACCACAGUUAUGAGCAACUCUUUGAUGCACUUACUUUUAUUACCAACACGACUAAGCUUAUGGAUUCUCUCUUUAGUAUAUUACAUUCUCGUGUACGGCACAGCUGGAAUCACUGCUUGUUUGGUUUUGAUCCGAAUCGCCUUGACUGGAUUUAGGGAUCCAUAUGGAACUUUUCAAUGGAACGUCCGAAAGAAACCGCCAGACUGCCUUAAAGACCCUGCACUUGGUGACCACGCGUAUCUGAAGGGCAGGAGCUCAGGCUUGAGGUUUCAUUAUGUAUCCAAAGGAGACCACAGAAAGCCCCUAAUGUUGUUUCUUCAUGGUUUCCCAGAGAACUGGUACUCCUGGCGUUAUCAAUUACAGGAAUUCAGUAGUCAUUACCACACGGUGGCGCUAGAUCUGCGUGGCUGUGGAGAUUCUGACGCGCCCGACCAGCUGGAGGAAUAUUCACUGGAGACGCUUUUAUAUGACAUCAGAGACACCAUCGAUGAACUGGGUCACACAAGUUGCAUAUUGGUGGGCCAUGACUGGGGUGGGAUGCUGGCGUGGCAUUAUGCACUGGAGAGACCAGACAUGGUGCAACAUCUCAUUGUCAUGAACGCCCCUCAUCCUGCCUCAUGGCUGGACGCAGUUCUGAGGAGACCCUCUCAGCUGUUGCGUUCAGGACACGCCUGCUUCUUCCAGUUACCAGUGUUGCCCGAAAUAGUUUUGUCUCUUGAGGAUUUUAAGUUAGUCCGAAGUCUAUUUUGUGGCAAGAGUUUGGGCAUCAGAAACAAAUCCAGACGGCUGACUGAGACCCAGCUGGAGGGGUACCUAUACCGGCUGUCCCAGCCCGGAGGACUCACAGGCCCUCUGAACUACUUUCGCUCUCUUCUGAGUAACACUCUGUACAAGCAUCAAGAUGUCGGUGUGCCCUGCAUGGUCAUUUGGGGUGAGGCAGACAAUGUACUGGUUGAGGGCAUGUCUGGUGGAACGCGGCCUUAUGUAAGGGGUCAGGUCGUCAUUCACACUAUUCCCGAAUGCAGCCACUGGGUUCAGCAGGAUCAACCUGAGAGAGUCAACAAUCUCAUAUGGGACUUUGUUCUGGAUAAAGAUGUCAUAAAACACACUCACUGAUUGCCUUUGAGGAAAUUAAGAAAUUAUUUUGAGUUAUUAGCUCUAGCAAGGUUUCUGGUUUGUCUUAAAUUAAGGAAAAAUAAAUAAAUAAUACAUUAAUUAAUUAAUUAAUAAAAGGUUUGAGAUUUGUUCAGUAAACUGUCUCACACAGACGAGGAAAAAAAUGCUGUAUAAAUUAUUAUGUCAGGAAAUAUUCAUAGGCAUAUGCAAAGUUUAAUUAUAAGUUCAACUUUUACCUUUUUUCCCAGUUUAUUAGAUAUUAAAGCCUUUUAUGAAAUUUUCAGUUCAAGGAUCUUUGACUAAAAGUGUAGCCUGUCUUGUUUUACAGUCUGUUUAAAUUUAGUGUGACUAAAUACCGUACAGCCAUAUCAAAAUAUCUAAUGUGUUUUUUGUCUCAGUGUUCCUGUGAUUAUUGUUUGCAUUUUAAAUGCUAAGUGUGUUGACUUAUCCCAACACUAGUGACAACAAUGAACAAAUUCUCCUUGAGAAAAUCCCUGAUUCUUGAGGAGGCUGUGUACUGCACAUAUGAUUAUAAUACGUCACAGUUAAAAAUAGUAGCCUUUAACAAAAAGCAGUUAACAUUCUCUCAAGACCCUUUUCAUUAGGCACUGCCAGCAUUUAUUUCUAAUUAUAGCUUAUAUUAAUUUGAGUAGUUUGUUUCUCACAGAAAAUGUGGUUUUGGUAAAAUGAAUAUAGUGCAUGGGUCAAUCAGACUUCUUUUGAAAUACUUUUGUAAUACUUUUAUGGUAUUAUUAUGAUCGUGGACAGUCUGAACGGCCAUUCAUUUUGUUUGUAAAAAUCUGCUAAAUUUAUCUUUUUGUGUUUCAUGUAAAAAAAAUCUAAAUGAACAUAAAUUUUGUGGUGAAUGCUAUAAGUAUAGUCACAAAAACAAAUUUUUAAUCAACAUCUUUGUGACUUUCGUUAAGUGUUCACCUCAUAUGGCAAGCUGUUACAUUUAUUCCUAACUAGUACAAUAAUGUUUUCCUAUAGAGGGUUUGCACUUACGUCACAAUGCGGCCAUACUGGCGAAAGGAUGUAAACAACAGCAUGGACUGCACUUUGAAUAUACUUCUGAAUACAUUGUUCUGCUAAUUUAUCCUGUCUAAACCAU
Labeo rohita (rohu) is the source of this 2346-nucleotide messenger RNA. RefSeq names its product epoxide hydrolase 4. Gene Ontology annotation, molecular function: hydrolase activity. Bases 27 to 1235 code for a protein of 402 amino acids. The record is from RefSeq and is a predicted model, not a curated record. The transcript has 7 exons. NCBI's taxonomy places the organism in Eukaryota, Metazoa, Chordata, Actinopteri, Cypriniformes, Cyprinidae.